GGAGCAAACAUAAAUAUUUAACCUUAUCUUAGAUAAUUUAAAGUUUUAAAAAGUUCUACCUUAGAUGAAAAACUUGUGUUGCUUCUUUUGCAAAUGAGCAGAUGGUGAAGGUCAAGAUAAUGACCUCUGAGUUGAAUCAUGUAGGGAUCUUUUUUCCGGAGAAUUGGAAGGCAAUUUUUAUUUUUGAAAUAUUGUUCAGUAUAUCUUUUGAAUAAUUUGAGCAAUAAUUCCAGGCCUAAAAUUAGACUUGUCUGAAACAAAAAGAACUAGUGCUCUGAUUAAAUUUAUCAGGAAUCUUUUUUGGUCUUGAGGACAAGUGUGAAGGCAGGGAUAAGUAAAUAAAUUCUGGUAUUAAAAUUAGUUUAUCUUAAUAUGUGGAUUAAUUCAAGAUGUCCUGAAACUGGUUUGUUUGUUUAUACAAAUAUAUAACUACACUAAAGGAAAAACCAAAGAUGCUAUAGAACCACUUAAUAAAAACCAGAGAAAAUUCUUUUCUUAAGGAAGUGGCAGUAAAAAGUAGGAAUUAUAAGUGUAGUUUGAAAAAUAUUGAACUUUUAGCCUUCGUUUUAGGAUUCAGUUUUGUUUGGCUUUUCCCAUUUUUCAGCUUUAUGGAGUAACUGUUAUAAACCAAAAUAAAAUGAGUAUUUAUUUAUUUAGAGGCAGAGUUUCCCUCUGUUGCCCAGGCUGCAGUGCAGUGGUGUGAUCUUGGCUCCCUGCAACUUCUGCCUCCCAGUUUCAAGUCUCAGCCUCCCAAGUAGCUGAGAUUACAGGCAUGUGCCACCACGCCCAGCUAAUUUUUGUAUUUUUUUUUUAGUAGAGACAGGGUUUUACCAUAUUGGCUAUGUUGGUCUCGAACUUCUGGCCUCAAGUGAUCCACCCGCCUCAGCCUCCCAACAUGCUAGGAUCAUAGGCGUUGAGUCACUGCGUCCAGCCAAAAUGAGUAUUAUGUUUCCUUAGUAAGCUCAAAUAAAAGUCUCUUUUUUUGUAUUGGCAAGUGUGGUUAGAAGGCUAAUUUAAAACAGUACAAUUGGUAUGUUUUUUAUGCAUUUGGUCGAUUGCAUUUCAGAUUACCCUAUUCAAAAUGUAUACUGGUUUCAAGUUGGAUAAAGGAUAGGCAUAUUUCCUAUAGGCUUUUGAAAUCUAGCAUGAAAUAGUGAUACUUUGAGUUCUUAUUAGUACCUAGUGUGCCAAGUUUAUUCCUUUUCAUAAAUAAUAUUUUUAAAAAAUACUAACAUAGGCUGGGUGUGGUGGCUCACACCUAUAAUCCCAGAGCUGUGGGAGGCCGAGUUGGGCGGAUCACUUGAGGUCAGGAGUUCAAGACCAGCCUGGCCAACAAGGUGAAACCCUGUCUCUACUAAAAAUUCAAAAAUUAGCUGGGUGUGGUGGUAUGUGCCUGUAAUCCCAGCUACUUGAGAGGUUGAAGGCAGGAGAACUGCUUAAAUCUGGGAGGCGGAGGUUGCAGUGAGCUGAGAUCAUUCCACUGCACUCCAGCCUGGGCAACAGUGAGGCUCUGUUUCAGCAAACAAAAAUGAAACAAAAACUCUUAAAACGUUUUGAGGUAGAGUAUUAUACUUUUAUGGUGUGCUAAAAUAAAUGUUACAGAAAACACUUGAGUUUAAAAAAAUGUCAUUUGUUCAUUGCCUUGAGCUUGCAUUUACUUCUUAGUUGAUGCUUGCCCUAAGGUGUUUAGUGAUGUCAUAAUGAUAGUGGUAAUAACUGGUAUGGUUGCAAAAGAUAAUCUUGUUUUCUGCUGUGAUUCUCAGUUAGAUGUACUUACAAGAGUACUGUGGUAACAAUGAAACAUAACACUAGCCUAAACCCAACUGGACAUGUUCCUUCAUAAUAGGCCCAGAUUAUUCAUCAGCAUGGCUACCUGGUAAUGAAUCAUUGUGGCAGGCCACAACUGUUCCAUCUAACCAUCAAAGUAACCAUGUCAGGAGACACAGUAUAGCUUCUGACAGUGGAGACACUGGCAUUGGAACUUCCUGUUCUGAUAGUGUGGAAGCUCUGUUACCGGUGGAAGGUGUCCAGGAUCUUGGUGCUUUGAACAAAGAAUUGGACAAAAUAUACAAACCAAGGAAAGAAUGAAGCAACAAAAGCAGAGAUUUAUUGAAAAUGAAAGCACACUUCACAGGAUCAUUCAACUUCAAGUGGCACAUUAUCUUUUAAGCCUAGUCAAUCACUGGUUACUCUUCCUACUGCCCAUGUGAUGCCGUCUAAUUCCAGCGCUUCAAUUUCCAAACUUAGGGAAUCAUUGACACCAGAUGGCUCAAAAUGGAGUACAAGCCUCAUGCAAACACUGGGAAAGCACAGUAGGGGGGAGCAGGACUCUUCACUAGACAUGAAGGACUUCCGGCCACUUCGGAAAUGGUCAUCUUUAUCCAAGCUCACUGCCCCGGAUAACUGUGGCCAGGGUAGCACUAUUCGCAGAGAAGAAUUAAGGAAUGGUUUGGAAAAGACAGGGAUGGCUAAGGCUUUAAUAUCACAACUGAGGACAGUUGGGCCUAGCUGUUUACAUGAUAGUAUGGAGAUGCUUAAGUUAGACGACAAGGAUAUAAAUAAAAAAAGGUCAUUAACUUUAGACUGCAAAUAUAAAUUUGAGAGCUGUAGCAAGGAGGACUUCAGAGCCUCUUCCUCUACUCUGAGGAGGCAGACUGUGGACAUGACAUACAGUGCCUUACCUGAAAGCAAGCCCAUUAUGACAAGCUCAGAGGCCUUUGAACCUCCAAAAUAUUUAAUGCUUGGUCAACAAUCAGUAGGUGGAGUUCCCAUUCAGCCUUCUGUAAGGACUCAGAUGUGGCUUACAGAGCAGCUGCGGACAAAUCCUUUGGAAGGUAGAACUACAGAAGAUUCUUACAGUUUAGCUCCUUGGCAACAGCAGCAAAUUGAAGAGUUUCAGCAAGGAAGUGAAACACCAAUGCAGAUCCUCCACAGGCCCUCUGUAACAUCCAAAAGCCAAGCAUCAGGAAAGACAGUUUUGAAACUGAAGUUUGAUUUCUGCAAGCCUGUUAAAUAUAUUAGACAUUUAAAAUACUCGAUAUUAUUAAAUAGAUUUCCAGAUUACCAUAAGGUUUUAACUGGAUCAUCUCGUCAAAGUUAUUCACCUUCUGGCUAUCAGGAUUUCAGUAAGUGGGAAUCAAUGUUGAAAAUAAAAGAAGGACUUCUAAGGCAGAAAGAAAUUGUAAUUGAUCGGCAGAAGCAACAAAUUACUCACCUGCAUGAGAGGAUAAGGAAUAAUGAAUUAUGGGCUCAACAUGCUGUGUUAGGACAUUAUGUAAAUUCUGGGGAUUCUUAUGUGCCUAGUUUGGAGCCACAAUAUGAGAACACUUCACUCCAGACACCAUUUUCAGAGGAAUCAGUUUCCCAUUCCCAACAAGGGGAAUUUGAGCAAAAGCUUACAUCUACUGAGAAAGAAGUUUUACAGCUUAAUGAGUUUCUCAAACAAAGACUAAGCCUAUUUAGUGAAGAGAAGAAGAAACUGGAAGAAAAACUUAAAACUAGAGAUCGAUACAUCAGUAGCCUGAAAAAGAAGUGCCAGAAGGAAUCCGAACAAAACAAAGAAAAGCAGAGAAGAAUUGAAACCUUGGAAAAGUAUCUGGCUGAUCUUCCAACUCUAGAUGAUGUACAGAGUCAAAGUCUACAGCUGCAGAUUCUAGAAGAAAAGAAUAAGAAUUUACAAGAGGCUUUGAUAGAUACAGAAAAAAAACUUGAAGAAAUUAAAAAACAGUGUCAAGAUAAAGAGACACAGUUAAUAUGCCAGAAAAAGAAAGAAAAGGAGUUAGUAACUACCGUUCAGAGUUUGCAACAAAAAGUAGAAAGGUGCCUUGAAGAUGGAAUCCGCCUUCCCAUGUUAGAUGCAAAACAGCUUCAGAAUGAAAACGAUAAUCUCAGACAACAAAAUGAGACUGCUAGUAAGAUAAUAGACAGCCAACAAGAUGAGAUUGACAGAAUGAUUUUAGAAAUUCAGUCUAUGCAAGGAAAGCUUUCUAAAGAGAAGGUGACCACUCAGAAGAUGACGGAAGAGCUAGAAAAGAAAGAAAGAAACCUACAGAGAUUAACAAAAGCAUUGCUUGAAAACCAAAGACAGACAAAUGAGACAUGCUCUUUAUUGGAUCAGGGCCAGGAAGCUGACCAAUCUAGGCAGCAGACAGUUCUUUCUAAACGGCCACUAUUUGAUUUGACUGUGAUUGAUCAGCUGUUCAAGGAAAUGUCCUGUUGUUUGUUUGACUUGAAAGCAUUGUGUAGUGUUCUUAAUCAGCGUGCUCAAGGCAAGGAGCCUAAUCUUUCAUUAUUACUGGGAAUAAGAUCAAUGAACUGUUCAGCUGAAGAGACUGAGAAUGACCACAGCACAGAAACACUCACUAAAAAACUGUCAGAUGUGUGCCAGUUACGAAGAGACAUUGAUGAAUUAAGGACUACAAUAUCAGACCGCUAUGCUCAGGACAUGGGAGACAACUGCGUUACUCAGUGAUCAAGUGUUAGUCCCACAGCAAUAAUGACCCAUUGUUAAAUGCUGCUGUGUUAUGGAGCCAUAAUGGAAGGUUGCAAGUGACAUGACUUGCACAUAGGGAUUUUUUUCUGUGGAUUUGUUAUAUUGAAGCGGAAAAGGAAUGUGAAGAGGUUUUGAAGGGGCUUAUCUAAUCAGGCAAAAAAAAAAAAAAACAAAAAAAAAAAAACAAAUCAAAUUACCUUUGACAAAUGUGAUAAAAUCUGUAAGAAAAAAAGAGUCUAUAUUCUCAAACUACUGAUUAUAGGACCAAGCUGUGAAAAGUACCCUUCACAUGAAGGAGUAGGAGUCCUUUUAAUCUUAUAGCUUUGUGUGUGCUUGUAUGUGUGUUGUGUGUGUGUGCAUGUGCUUUAUUCACAAAUUUAUAAGGGUUUCUAGGGUAGGAGCAGAGCUCCUGAGAAAGGCACACGCUGUUUAUUCUUAUAUCUUUCAUAUAGGAGCUUGUGUUAUACUUUGGGAUUUUCAGUGGCUGCCUGAACAAGAGUUCCAACGGCAGGCAAGUGUUGUAACGGUAUAGCAGGCAAAACCAUUUGUAUUUUGAACACUUAUUGCACUGAUAAUGUUGUGUGGUUGAGCUGAUUUUAAUACUGUAGAUAGGUCAGCUGUUUUUCCAGAGUGAUUGUGGAUUUCUUAAGAGGUGUGAAAUUUUGAUAUGAUGUUCUUUUCCUUAGCAUUGUAAUGUGUGUGUUACAAGAAAUGUUAACUUGAACUAAUUUUAACAUGUUCCUUGCUAUUUACAAUUUUUUAUUUAUAUGUUAUAUAUCAAUGUAAACAAAGCUAUAUAUAAUUAAUAAAGGCAUCAGACCAUUAUUAUAAAAGAAAAUUAAUGAAGUUACUCUGGAACAAUAGCUUACUUAUCCAGAUCUCACCAUUUACAUUUUAACAGUUUUGUAUCUGUUUCAAAGUUGAAACUACUUUAAGAAAAAACCAACACUAUUUAUAUCUGAAUCAACAGUAGCAUAAAAACAUUUUAAUUCAGAUGGUAUUUUAAUUCCUUUUAUUAGAUAAAGUACAUUAACAACAGAAUUUUUCAUAGAAUAUGGACUUGGCCAGAUCCAUAUUCAUCUGAAGUGUACAGGGUAUUACUAUGAAAUGCAGUUGAUUUUUCAGUAGACAUGCAGUCAUUUAAACUUCCAAAUGAGUGUUGUCCAUGCUUCUGUUGGUAUUUUGGAAGGAUUAUACAUUUUAUUGCCGUCAGAGCAUUGAUUACAUUCUUUUGAAUAUACUUAGUUAUGGCCAAAGCCUUGUCCUUUGUUAAGUUGGUUUGAUUUCUUGAUGCAACUGAAUCUCAGUUAUAUCAAAACUAAAUAAGAGAUGGAGGUUAGAGGAUGUAACUCAAGCAAGAUAAUAUUGAUUUGAUAAAGAGCAUAUCACGUGCCUGUUUUCUUGCCAGGCUUAUAUACUGUAUAAAGGCUCUCCUAGGAAGGAUUUUUCUUAAAUAUUUAACAGUGAAAAUGUGAGACAAGGCCUUCAAGGAACCUACCUAGGAAGACACUCAGUUUGGAUUUUGGCAUAUACAGCUCUGAAUAAAUUAUUUUAUAGUUAUAGUUGAAUAAUCAGUUAAAAUAUGCUGUAAAGACAUCGGAUUUUCCUUCUGUUCAGUGCCUGAGUCCUUCCUGCUCUUCUUCUUAGGAUCUGGGCAUUAAGAAAUCCGUACAUUGUAGUGCUUCUGCAUCCCAGGGUCCUUAACCUAAGGAGGGACUUAGUCACUGGUAAGAACUUGACUUUCUAAUAUAGUCACUUGGUUUUUUAACAUGAGUAGCUUGAAGAUAAUCAGGAUAUAGUAAAUUUCUACCAAAAAUGUGAUAACAAAGAAUUCAGCGUUGGUCUUUUACAGUAAAGUAGAAAAUAACGUCUAAAAUACAUCAGCCGCAAGUGCAGCAAAUAUUUUUACACUCUCUUUGAAUAGAAUCUCAACCACUCUCCCCAUGAUUUUGGAAAUAAAGCCUUUCUAAAAUAGAAUGAAUUGGCAAACAAUCACUAAUUUGGAUCAGUGGGUUCUUCCUUAAAUAUCUCCUAGAUUUUUAGAGUAUGUUUUGGGUUUUAGGGUUGUUACAAGCAAACGUUACAGUUGUUUGUUUUAUGCUACUGUAGAUACAUUUUUAUUUACUGGCUUAGCUGGGAAUAAAAUAAUUAAUUUGUUUUUGUAAGUUUUCUAAAGCUUACAGAAUUUAAUUUAACUCAUAUAUCUUAAAAGUAAAAUUCUAAAGUUAAACAAUUUCUGACCUAGUAGGAAAUUAACAAAUUACUGCUGAUGAAUUUCAUUUUCCAAAAUCUGUACCCCCCCAUAAAAAAUGGAGUUAAGAUGUGCUAGUUUAAGUAGUUAGUUGAAUUAUAGAUUGGUCUUCUUAAAAUCUGGAGUUUGUAAAGAGACCUAAAUAAUCAGUAGAUAGACUUGGAGGGAUUUUGUGGGGAAAUUGAAACUAAUAGUAUUCUAGUUUGUCAGUAUUUAAUUUUUGAUUGUGAUUUUUCAGAAAAUUUUUCUUUCCCAAGACACCCUCUUGUAUUAGAACAUCCUUUCUGUAUCACAUUAAAAACAGAUGUUACUGUUAGACCAAAUAAGAUGGGCAAAUAGCAACACUAGAGUGUCUUACCUAGUUUGAACUAGGAUGUUCAUGGAAGUUAUGACAGCAAUAUAUCCCUGAAGUUAAAAUUAAACUAAAUUUUAAAGUGAAUCUAUUUGAAAAUUUCCUUAGAUAAUGAAACCUCUUUUUAGUUGUGCUUUUUGUGAAUCAAACACUUGUCUUUUUAGAAAGUAUUGUAUCUAAUAUUAGUAUUAAUUGUUCUUUGGUGUUUUAAAGUUGAGUUUAUUCUGCCUCAGUCACAUUACAGCAAAGAUAAAGUAACAGUUGACUUAAUGAAAGGUCCAAAUUCCCUCUACAGAUAAAAUUCACUGAAUCAAAGGCCCAAUAGCUAUCUUUUCAUUUGAUGCCAGAAAAAAUAAGAUGACUUGAGUUGAAAUAUUAAUUUUCAGUGGCCUCUAAUUAAAAACACACACACACACACACAAGUAUUGGCUAGGCAAGAUAUUCCUGAGGUUAUUUUAAAACAAGUGUGGCACCUUUUUAUGAUAUAUUUGAAAUGGGAUUCAAUAUUUAAUGUUAACAGUAUUAUAUUUUAGUGAAAUUUAUUUUGGUGGUAACAGUUUAUUAAACCUAAUUUCAAUAGCUUGUUAUAGAGACAAUCUCAAGGUCUGGAAAGUGUUGCUAAAAUGAAUAUAAUACAUUUCUGAUAUACUGAGGAGCUUAUAAAGUAAUUCUGUAAGAGUCUAAGACUCACUAAUUUCUUAGAGGAUAUUUUUAAAGGAGCUACUUAAUUGGGAAAAUGUUCUUUAAAUAUCAGUAAUAGUUCGUUAAGUUACAUAGUAGCUGAGAACGUGGACUAUAUUUUUAUAUAGCAUAGUUCAGCUUUUGGAUUAUUGGCAUUCUCUUACUUAGGAAUUCUAUCAUUGUAGAUACGUAAUUAUGGUAAUAAGCAAUUUUCACAACCAUGCUCACUCAGACUAUAUCAUUUGAAACUGCCAGUGACUGUACCUCCCCAAGCCAAAGUUAAUUAAUUUUGUUUCCAUUUUUGACAAUUCAGUGUUCACAAAACAACAGAAACAAUUUUCUAUUUGGUAUAAAGAGCAAAAUUUACAACUUUGCUUCAAAAUGCUGUGGGUGGCAUAUUGUCAUAUGAUCAUAUCAUAUAUUUAAUCAUGUAGGGGAAAGAUUGUGGAUUUUUUUCUUAUUUAAAAGUACUGCUGAAUAUAAGAAUACAGUUUUAAAUCAGUAAGUCUAAUAAUACUAUUGCAGCUGUAUACCGAGAAAACCUUUUGUGCCUUUUUGCCUGCAGUAAGCAUUUAUUUCUAUUUUACAUGAGUUAUAAGAAUGUUGAUGAUUAUUGCACCUUGUUAUUCUGUAAAUAGACUUUAUUAAGGAUUUUUUUUUAAGCAAGGAGCCGUUCUUUAUUACUAAGUGGAUACCUUAGUAAACAUGAGAGGAAUUAUCAGAUAUGUGUCUUUGGAGCCCAGCCUUCCUUGUGUAGUGAGCCGGAACACCUUUAGAAUGUAUUCAUUUAUGUGUAUGUAUAUAUACAUAUAUGUAUAAAUAGUUAAAACACAUUAAAUAUAAAACUUCGCAUUGGUGUGAUGACAAGAAGUAGUAAGGUGCUAGGUGGUUACAUUAAAAGUACAGCACAGUGUAUAAUCAGUCACUUUGACUGGUGAUUUUGUAAACUAGGUUCAGUUUUUGAACCACUCAGAAUACCUCAUGUGUAAAUACAGUGUUCAUGACUUAACUGAAAUAUAGUUAUUAUAUUAAAAAAAAAGAAUGUGAAGCCACUGGUUGGCUUGACUUACGCCUUCUGAUCUAUCAUUCUUGCCUCUUUUUUUGUAAAGGGGUUUUUUUUUGUUGUUGUUUUGUUUUGUUUUUUAAUAGGGUUUACAGCUAGAAUUUUGAAUGCCAAAGUUCUAUUUAUUAAAUUAAGAAAAAAGUUUUCAAUGUUACUGGCUAGUAUUUUUCCACUGGACUAUUGUUUGUUGAUGUUGGAUUUUUUAUUUACAGAGAAAUAAAUAUUUUAUAAAAAGA
Callithrix jacchus (white-tufted-ear marmoset) is the source of this 9075-nucleotide messenger RNA. It is a transcript of the gene CEP85L, whose product is annotated as centrosomal protein 85L. The record is from RefSeq and is a predicted model, not a curated record. Gene Ontology annotation, cellular component: centrosome. Lineage: Eukaryota; Metazoa; Chordata; Mammalia; Primates; Cebidae.